CUGCUUCUCCACUGUUGCUGUCGCGGACGUAGGAGUACAUACCUGAAAGCUUACGCGGCCCUGGGUUGUGAGAUGCCGGGCGGCGGCCACUGCCCCGAUUGCGGGUCCACUGAGCUCGUGGAAGACUCGCACUAUUCGCAGAGCCAGCUGGUGUGCUCAGACUGUGGCUGCGUGGUCACCGAGGGGGUCCUUACUACCACCUUCAGCGACGAAGGCAACCUCCGAGAAGUAACUUAUUCCCGAAGCACAGGGGAAAACGAACAAGUUAGUCGCAGCCAGCAACGAGGUCUCCGCCGAGUGAGAGACCUCUGCCGAGUCCUGCAGUUGCCAUCGACAUUUGAGGACACAGCAGUUGCCUACUACCAGCAGGCCUACCGGCACUCUGGAAUCCGUGCUGCCAGGCUGCAGAAGAAGGAGGUGUUAGUUGGGUGCUGUGUCUUAAUCACCUGCCGGCAGCAUAACUGGCCCCUCACCAUGGGAACCAUCUGCACCCUGUUGUAUGCAGAUCUGGAUGUGUUUUCUGGCACCUACAUGCAGAUAGUGAAGCUCCUGGGGCUGGAUGUGCCAUCUCUGUGCUUGGCAGACCUGGUGAAGACUUACUGCAGCAGCUUCAGACUGUUCCAAGCUUCCCCAUCCGUGCCAGCCAAAUACGUGGAAGACAAAGAGAAGAUGGUGUCGCGCACACUGCAGUUGGUGGAGCUGGCGGAUGAGACGUGGCUGGUGACCGGGCGGCAUCCCUUGCCUGUCAUCACUGCUGCUACCUUCCUGGCUUGGCAGUCGCUGCAGCCUUCAGAGCGUCUGACGUGCUCCCUUGCCCGGUUUUGUAAGUUGGCAAAUGUGGACCUACCCUGCCCUGCUUCCUCCCGCCUGCAGGAGCUGCUGGCUGUGCUGCUGCGGAUGGCUGAGCAGCUGGCCUGGCUGCAGGUGCUGAGGCUCGACAAACGGUCUGUGGUGAAGCACAUCGGCGACCUCCUGCAGCACCGCCACACGUUGGUCCGCAAGGCCUUUCGAGACGGACCGGCAGAGUCGGAAGCUGGGGAGGAGGAGCAGCAGGGACGGGGCCAGGGGCCAGGGCAGGGAAAAGAGGAGGUGGCGAGUAGUUCCUUAGAUCUGCCCAAGGGCAAGCGGCCAGCCAGUCCUGCCCUUCUCCUCCCACCUUGCAUGCUGAAGCCCCCAAAGCGGGUCUGUCCCCCACCCCCUAUCUCCACGGCCACUGGAGACGAGGAUAUUUCUGACAGUGAAAUAGAGCAGUAUUUGCGUACCCCUCAGGAAGUUAGGGACUUUCAGAAAGCUCAAGCUGCAAGACAGGCUGCCACGGGGGUUUCUAACCCUCCCUGAUGUGCAUCCGAGGGAGCACUCCCACCAUUUGGACAGCAGUUUGAUCAUAGGCCUGU
This is a messenger RNA of Odobenus rosmarus divergens (Pacific walrus), 1394 nucleotides long. It is a transcript of the gene BRF2, whose product is annotated as BRF2, subunit of RNA polymerase III transcription initiation factor, BRF1-like. Gene Ontology annotation, molecular function: RNA polymerase II general transcription initiation factor activity; TBP-class protein binding. The coding region runs from base 73 to 1338 and encodes 421 amino acids. The transcript has 4 exons. The record is from RefSeq and is a predicted model, not a curated record. Gene Ontology annotation, biological process: transcription preinitiation complex assembly; transcription initiation at RNA polymerase II promoter. Lineage: Eukaryota; Metazoa; Chordata; Mammalia; Carnivora; Odobenidae. Gene Ontology annotation, cellular component: transcription preinitiation complex; nucleus.